AAUCGCAGUCGCCGUCAAGCAAGAUGGACGGGGAAUGUAGCCUAUACCGGAAGCGACGGGGGGGGGGGGAGAGAGGAAGUCUCGGAAGGAACGGCACACGUGCGGGCGGUAGUGGCAUUAAAUUAAUGGACACCAAAAGGAAAUUUAAAGGUGGAAAAACUGGGCAUGGUAAAAAGAAGCUUACAAAGAAUAAUGAUCCUGGUCAUCCAAAGAGAGUCCUUAGAAAAAAUGAAGAUAUCAAACCCAAAUUUAAAUCUAAGAAAACCAAAAAAGGAGGCAAAAAACCUGAUAAAGCUGGUGUGAAACAUUGGAAAAGUAAGCAACUCUCAGGGAAUGCUUCCAGAAAGCGCAAGCUUCAAGGUGAUACCGAAGGUUCCCAACCUAAAAAGCCUAAGUGGGCUGACAUCAAGAAGAAAAAGAAGGAGCUAAAACAGACUCGUCAGCUGAAUGACAGGGCCAAUUAUGACAUAAUUAUUAAAGGAAAACAGAUUUGGGAAGCUCUACGGCGAACAAAGCCACAAAUUGCAGAAAUAAUCAAAAGCUUUAAAGGUGAGGUUAAAAAGAUGUUACGACAUGCCGAAGCAUCCAGUGUGGUGGAAUACGCCUACAAUGAUAAAGCCAUUCUCGAGCAGCGGAACAUGUUGACGGAGGAGCUUUAUGGUAAUACAUUCCAGGUCUAUAAGACAGCAGAUCAGUCAACCUUGGGUAAAGUGCUAGAGAUUCAGCCUGAAAAGCGAGAAGCCAUUUUGGAUGAGAUGAAACAGAUCCUUACCCCAAUGGCUCAAAAACAUGAUAAGUUUCUCUCUCCUCAGAUGGCAUUUGCUCAUGAUUCCACACGUGUUAUUCAGUGUUACAUUCAGUUUGGCACUGAAGAACAAAGGCAAGAAGUAUUUGAAGAAUUAAAAGAAAGCUUCACAGAAUUAAGUAAAUCCAAGUAUUCCAGGAACAUUGUGAAGAAACUUCUCAUGUAUGGAACAAAGCCACAAAUUGCAGAAAUAAUCAAAAGCUUUAAAGGUGAGGUUAAAAAGAUGUUACGACAUGCCGAAGCAUCCAGUGUGGUGGAAUACGCCUACAAUGAUAAAGCCAUUCUCGAGCAGCGGAACAUGUUGACGGAGGAGCUUUAUGGUAAUACAUUCCAGGUCUAUAAGACAGCAGAUCAGUCAACCUUGGGUAAAGUGCUAGAGAUUCAGCCUGAAAAGCGAGAAGCCAUUUUGGAUGAGAUGAAACAGAUCCUUACCCCAAUGGCUCAAAAAGAAGCUGUAAUAAAGCAUUCAUUGGUACAUAAAGUUUUUUUGGACUUUUUUACUUAUGCUGUCCCUAAACAGAGAUCUGAAAUGAUUGAAGCAAUUAGAGAAGCUGUCAUUUACUUGGCACAUACUCAUGAUGGCGCCAGAGUAGCCAUGCAUUGCUUGUGGCAUGGGACUCCCAAGGACAGAAAAGUGAUUGUAAAAACAAUGAAGACAUAUGUUGAAAAAAUAGCUACAGGUGAAUUUUCACAUUUGGUUUUGCUGGCAGCAUUUGACUGCAUUGAUGAUACCAAACUUGUGAAACAACUGAUUAUAUCUGAAUUGAAUGGUAAUUUAGCCGCUGUUAUAAACAACAAAUAUGGAAGGAAAGUCCUGCUGUAUUUAUUGAGUCCACGCGAUCCGACAUAUUUUUCCCCGGCAAUAAUCAAAAUCCUGCAACAGGGUGAUGAAAAUGCUCACAGUAAAAAGGAUGCAGAUGUUCGCCAUGAUGAGCUUCUGGAAGCUGUUUCCCUUCCCUUAUUACAGCACCUCAGUGCACACGCUGAAGAAAUGGUGAUGGACAAAGCUGCCUUCAUUGUAGUGACAGGCAUCCUCAAGGCAGCUGUUGGCGAUGUCCAGCCAGCGAUGAAAGCCAUUGCUAGUCUUGCUGCAAGAAAGAUGAUUCCAGGGGGAGAAGAUGGACAGCUUCACAUUGCUGAACAUCCAGCGGGUCAUUUGGUGCUUAAGUGGCUAAUAGAAAAAGAUGAGAAGAUGAGUCAGUCUGGCAGAGAAGGAUGUUUUGCAAGAAUCCUGAUAGAACAUGUGGGAAUUGAUCUUCUAAAGACCUGGGUGGAUGUGAAUCGUGGUGCAAUUAUUCUGUGCCGCCUUCUUCAGAGCACUGAUCAAGAAGUUGCAACACAAGUCAAAGAUGGACUAAAGAGCGUUAUUCCAAAACUAAAAAGGACUAAAGACUGUACAGCAGCAGCAAAGGCAUUGCUGGAGAAAUUAUUAUCCUAAUUUAAUAAUUAUUCGGUUCCUUUAUAACAUGACAAACUCAUGUCACGGCGGCAUCACAUGACGUAUCGGGACUUUUUUCCCCUUCACUAAACCAGGUGUGGGCGUGGCCAGUGUAUUGUGCAUCUGGCCUUCGGGCCGCAAGUUUGACAGCCCUGCUCUAUGACAACCAGACACCUUUUUAAAAGAAAUGGAAAUGAAAAUGGUUUUGGAAAGUGUUGGGUUAAGUUUUUAAAAAUUACACAAUUUAAUUUGUCAAUAAAUUCUUAUACCUUU
Molecule: messenger RNA, 2516 nt
Organism: Ahaetulla prasina
Lineage: Eukaryota; Metazoa; Chordata; Lepidosauria; Squamata; Colubridae
Gene: PUM3
Product: pumilio RNA binding family member 3
Exons: 19
Coding region: 24-2243 (739 amino acids)
Biological process (GO): regulation of translation
Cellular component (GO): nucleolus
Molecular function (GO): mRNA binding
Source: RefSeq, a predicted model, not a curated record